This is a messenger RNA of Dromaius novaehollandiae (emu), 3815 nucleotides long. It is a transcript of the gene TBX18, whose product is annotated as T-box transcription factor 18. The record is from RefSeq and is a predicted model, not a curated record. Gene Ontology annotation, biological process: cell fate specification; morphogenesis of embryonic epithelium; positive regulation of DNA-templated transcription. Gene Ontology annotation, cellular component: nucleus. Lineage: Eukaryota; Metazoa; Chordata; Aves; Casuariiformes; Dromaiidae. Bases 389 to 1630 code for a protein of 413 amino acids. The transcript has 8 exons. Gene Ontology annotation, molecular function: RNA polymerase II cis-regulatory region sequence-specific DNA binding; DNA-binding transcription factor activity, RNA polymerase II-specific.
UGAGCGAGCUCUUCCCACCGGUCUCCUGCCUGGAAGUGCUGACAGAUCAAGGCAACAAAUUUCAAUUACAAGCCCUAAUUUGUGUCCGCAGAGCGUUUGUUACCCAUGUCAGUCCUGUUUGGCCCAUCAGACGAGGCAGAGCGUGGAGGAGGAGGAGGAGGAGGAGGAGGAGGAGGGGGAGAAAGAGAGCGCAUCUGCAAAAAGGAAUAGAUUUUUUUUCCUCUUAAAAAAAAAACUUGGCUGAUAACUCGGAUUUAAAAAGAAAGGCGAGGAAAAGCCCCAGCCCCUUGCCGGCGCGGUCGGGAGCACGGGCGGGCGGCCGGCUCGGCGGCCGAGCGCGGGCGGCGGCGGCGGCGCGCCUGGAUGCGCGGGCUGUAGGGGGGCGGGCAUGGCCGAGCGGCGGCGGCCCUCGCCCUGCGCCCCCAUGAGCCUCAAGGCGCACGCCUUCUCCGUGGAGGCGCUCAUCGGCGCCGAGAAGCAGCCGCCGCCGCCGCCGCCGCCGCCGCCGCCGCCGCCGCCGCCGCCGCGGCAGCCCAAGCGGCGGAAGCUGGGCGGCGAGGACGAGGCGGCCGACGACGAGGGCGGCAGCGGCGGCGGCACCAAGGGCUCGUCCGCGGGCGCGGGCGCGGGCGCCGCCGCCGCCAGGACCUGCGGCGACAUGGAGCUGGGCUGCGCCGCCCGCGGAGCCGCCGGCGGCGGCGAGGACGGCUUCGUCGGCGGCUCCCCGGCCGCGUCGCCCGGCGGCUCCCCGAGGGGCUCGCGGGCCGGGUCGCCGCCGCCCGCGCCGCAGGCGCCGCGCGUGGACCUGCAGGGCGCCGAGCUCUGGAAGCGCUUCCACGAGAUCGGCACCGAGAUGAUCAUCACCAAGGCGGGCAGGCGGAUGUUUCCCGCAAUGAGAGUGAAGAUCUCAGGUUUAGACCCACAUCAGCAGUAUUACAUUGCUAUGGAUAUUGUGCCAGUGGAUAACAAAAGAUACAGGUACGUUUACCAUAGCUCCAAGUGGAUGGUGGCUGGAAACGCGGACUCGCCGGUGCCGCCCCGCGUGUACAUUCACCCCGAUUCCCCCGCCUCCGGGGAGACGUGGAUGAGACAAGUGAUCAGCUUCGACAAGCUGAAGCUCACCAACAACGAGCUGGAUGACCAGGGCCACAUUAUCCUGCACUCUAUGCAUAAAUAUCAGCCUCGUGUCCACGUCAUCCGGAAAGACUGUGGAGAUGAUCUGUCCCCCGUCAAGCCUAUACCUUCAGGAGAAGGGGUCAAAGCCUUCUCCUUUCCAGAGACAGUUUUCACUACUGUCACAGCAUACCAAAAUCAACAGAUAACUCGUCUGAAGAUCGAUAGAAAUCCAUUUGCCAAAGGAUUUAGAGAUUCAGGACGUAACAGGAUGGGACUGGAAGCUUUGGUAGAGUCUUACGCCUUCUGGAGACCUUCACUGAGGACACUUACAUUUGAAGAUAUACCUGGGAUACCCAAACAAGCUGUAAAAUGGAAUAGCACUUCCGUGCCUCAGAGGAUGUGGGGACAAUAUGCUAAAGAUGCAAGUAUGUUUAGACGGUGUUCGUAUAUGAAGGUAACAAGGCAUUUAUGUACUUUGGAUCUGUUGCUGGUUUGGUGUUCCAGUUUCCUGUGAGUCAGAUCUCCAAGCAAAGGCUUCCAAUGCUAAAACACUGCUCAGAAACCCAAACUAAUAAUUUGUAAAAUGCUUUUAAAAUGUGCAGAAGAUGGGCAAAUUUUCAACUAUGUAAACUGCAUAGCUGCAUUGAUUUAAUUAACAAGAAGUGUGUAUAGUAAUUUCUGCUCUAGACAAAGCUUUGAAAUGUUGCAGUUGGACAAAGCUUUAAAUGGGGGGAGUGGUACAAUUAAUCUGUACUUGAAAAAGGAUAAGCAAGAUAAUUCUCUAUGUCAUCUUAAGGGGCUGUGGCUGGGUAGAAAUAUGGAAGAGCUAAAUCAUGCAUAUUCCUACAAGGGGAAACGAAAGUUUAUGCAUGGGGCUGCUCCUGGUAAUAGUACAUACUUUGUCAUCUGGGAUUUUUUAAGUACUGGUCUCUUAUUUUUCCUCAAAUUAUUCUUAUCAUAUAACCGCACAGUAUUGUUUGAAACAUUUGUUCCGUAAAAUUUGAAUCAUAUUGUAAAUACUUAUUAGUGUGUCAUUGUGAAAAGACUAGCUUUUUAUCAACAUAGUAAAUGCUAUAUGUGCAUUAUAUCUAUAAUUAUAUAUCUGUAUUUUACAAAAAUGCCACAGAAAAUAUAUUAAAGUGUAUAUCUAAACACUUUUUACUACAUUUGGAAAAUUAAGGGACUUGGGCCUUUUUUUUGUCUACAGCUUCCACAAAAACAAAAGAAAUAACUCCAAAGUGAGCUCUGAAAUUCGAAGAUCUAACAAGCUGCAAGGAUCCAGCUAGUCCACAAUUCUUACACAUUUCCAUUUAAGUAUAUGGUGUUGAAUGUCUCUGUCAUUUAUAUGUGAAGGCCAUGACAGAUGUUGAGCACAGGGAUAUUCUGAGGCUGAUAGCAGGGCUGUGAGCAUUUUAUUUGCGAAGAAGGGAACGAGGAGCUCGCAAGGCCGACCAGCCACUGAUGGAGCCUUGCUGGUGCUUCAUACCCGAGCUCAUCCCAGCUAACAAGACAAGUUCAGCUGCCCAUUAUCAGCCUGAUCUGAGAAAUUAGCACUUACAUAUGAUCAGGUGCUCCAGCAAGAGCUUUGAUACCCUGCAUAUUUUCUCUCUGUGCUCUUACUUCACUCAUUCACUCUCUGGUCUUUUUAUUAUAAAUGCUGAAAUCCAUUGAUUUCCAAGAAGCAAUUUACAGCAUAUAAUCAGCUGGGUAUACUGUGCUUCCAUUCAGCAAUGAGCAACAUUUCUCCCCUCAGAAAUACUGUUAUCCACAGUGGCCUUAUUUCCCAUUGUACUGAAAUAAAUGAUUCCAUGUGACAUUGGGCACAGAGCAUGAAAAUAUGAUUACUUUAGAAUAAUAGUGUUUCGUAGUCACUUAACAUCAGCAUUGUUGCAAAUGACCAGAAUUAGGACAAGAGAAGUGGGCAUGAAAUGUUUGAUCUUAAAUAUCAGGCCAGAUUCUGCUCUAGAGAGAAUGAAAAUUUCUGGGUUUAAUAAAAGAAGAGCUUUUUUUUAUAAUGGGACAAUCAGACUCUUGAGAAGUCAAAUUCCCUGCUUGAACAGACAAACAGGAGCAACUUCAAGAUCACAGACAGUGUUGGCAUCAAUGGUAGCAAAUCUAUACUGUGAGCAGUUCAACAAUGGAAAUUUAAGUCACCAUGGGAAGUACCCCACAGGUUCUGUGGUCAUAUUUUUUGUGUUAAGAUAGUAGACCUAAUUAGUCCAUACAGAAAUGUGUUUCAAAAGGCUGCAGAGUAGCUACUUUUAGAGACUUAUGUACCAGCUUCACAUAUGAAAUUAUUAUUUUGCUGCAUUCCUCUGAAUACUCUCAUGGCUUGGUUGUUUAAGUUUACUCUGGAGUCCAACUUUUAAUAUCAGUAACUAUAAUUUAUCAUAAAGAGGUAAUUGCUGGUGUUUGUAGGCUCUCUACCUCAACUGACCAGAUAUAUUGAUUUGUCAGUUGAGUGCUUUGUUAAUGUGAUCUUCAGACACAACAUUUCUCCCUGUGCUUAACCCAAAGUUAUUGAUAUGUGAAUUUAAUUUAUGCCAAACUACAGUAACACUCAUAUUCUGUUUUAUUUUCCAACAUAUUCUGUGGUUACUCAGCUAAUUCAAAACACUGUCAUGCCAAGAUGACAUGCUCUUUUAACAUGUGGUAUCAUGCUUCAUCAGGAAAUAAAAUCUCUACAGCAUUCAACUUGC